AUGUUGCGGCAGGGUCAGCCGGUGGGUGAUGUCGUAGAUCCUGUGCAUCCUGCGACGUUCAUGUUGUUCACUGAAGCUGUUGUGGAUGAAUCUUCUGCUGUCUUGCUGAUCCAUAGUAGCGGCGAACACAGCCUGGAAGGCAAUGGAAGUAAGAUGUCCAUUGUUUUCGAGGAGGAAGGUAGUAUUUCUGGCGAAGUGUCAAGAGCAGCCGCGGUCCUGCAUGAUGAGGAGCUCAAUCCUCAAAGUCUAGAGGAUCAUCUUCAGAGCAAUGCUCCUGUCAAUGCUGCAGAAGAUCUAGACGAGAACGAUGUUGAGGCGGAGGAUGUUGAAGACGCGCCGGCUUUGACCGUAUCGUGCCCAGGUGACAUGCAAAGCG
Amoebophrya sp. A25 is the source of this 376-nucleotide messenger RNA. The record is from the annotation of a GenBank genome assembly. NCBI's taxonomy places the organism in Eukaryota, Dinophyceae, Syndiniales, Amoebophryaceae.